Amoebophrya sp. A25 is the source of this 9304-nucleotide messenger RNA. NCBI's taxonomy places the organism in Eukaryota, Dinophyceae, Syndiniales, Amoebophryaceae. The record is from the annotation of a GenBank genome assembly.
AUGGCUUUGCUUGCACCUUUGACAGUAACGCUGCUAGAUCAUCACGGCGGGUCAUUCCCGCUCUGCCUUGCGCCGCCUGAGUACCUGUUGCGUACUGAAGACCCGCGAACAGGAGAGGCUCGCUGUGUCCCAGCAAUCGAACGGGGCUCCCCGCAUCAAUCGGUACCCGUGAUUCUCGGCCUCGUUUUCUUACGGACCUACACAACAAUAUUCGACUUGGACGAGCACCGCAUUGGCUUUGCCAGAGGAAGAAUCACGCCACAGGAUGCACCAGCUGCGAGUACUUAGACAAGGACAAUCUUUUUAACGAAAGCCUUUUUUUGCUGAUCUACAUUUACAGUAUACACUACUUACUACCUGAGGACAUCUAUUAACAUUGAAACUCCGACUCUGAUCCUGCUCUUUUUUACAUGAUGUGAUGAUGAAGUUGAUGUGCAAUGCCUGUGUCAUUUGGCAGAGUUGUCAUUAAUACAACAAGAGAGACGAACCCGGUCAGGACAUUGAUCUCGAUGUUUUUCUUCAGGUCGUGAGGAGCUAGAACGGGACGUUUUUCGUGCCUGGUGUCCGCGGUGGGGCGAGGUUGUUGCCGAAGCUAAGGGAAACACUGGCUUUUUUGCGAGUCACGGCUGGUCUUGGUUAGGGCUCGAGAUGCGCAUUGCGGGCCUCUGCUCUAUGCCGCUCUUUUGGGCCUGUCUCGGUGUUGCAGCCGGUGCCGCGCUUUUUCAGCUAGUGGUAAUGCGAAUACCAACGGUUCGUCGUGUUUUGCUUGGCCCAGACGAGUUGCUUGAUAGGACGACACAGCCUGACGAAGCGAAUAUGUAUGUUGAGUGACCUUUUGUUGUCCUGAGCUUCGUAGCACGAGUUAGCAUCAACAUCAUGGAUGGUAUUUUUGGUAUAAACAUAUUAUGUACAACUACUUGCAUUGUCUUUUUCACGUACUCACCUACUGCUUCGGCGUCGUGUAUCAUAGGGAAUUUUUAUUAGCCGACAUGAUAGCAAUCUUAGCCAUUGCUAUACGCACAUUAGAGCAAAACAUGACGUCACAGAGGAUAGUGCAUCCAGAAUGACUGUAGGGCUGCAACGUGACACUGCUGCGAUUAUGGCGCUCACUGAUUGUGUGGCUAUGCCUCAGUCUUGUUCUCGUGUUGAGCGGCGAAGGAGGGCACAGAGUGACUCCGCUGCGUAUUAGUUUUGCCUCAGACAAGAGGAAUGAUGAGCGGAUGAUCGUCCGUUUGGGCUCUUUGUUCCUACUAGUUGCUUCUUCCCAGUUAAAGUCUGUUCAUGAUCAUGAAGUUAGCAGUUUAUCUCUACCACUAGUUUCUAUUUCUAAUUCUAGGAGAGUUAUUUGCUACUAGCAGGUGCUUGGUGGUCUUCGGGGUGGCAGUCAGGAGUCUGUGAAGUUUGCAAGCACCAGUAGCAGUUAGCAGGUUGUUGCUCAGUUCCUGUUCACUGCCAGGCACGACCCUAUUAUUUAUACUAUAGUUAAGAGCUGUUUACUGCUGCUGGUGGUUUGCAAAUUGUUGCUAGGCGUAGCAGCGGGGACCCGUUUACUGGAAGCCAGCAGUUUGCCGGCAGUUAGUACUGCAAAAGUUUGGGAUUGUCCGAGUCAAACUCAGUCAUGAGGUACUCUACAACCACGCUGGAACUUAGUAGAAGCAAGAACUCGUAGAAGGCCGUUGUAGAUGAAGGUAAAAGACGUUAGAACUCACUAAAAGAUAAAAAGUGGUACUUCUAGAAGUGGAGGCUUUGCAGAUUUUAGAAGUCAGUAGACCCUAUCAGAAGAUAGUAGAUGCUAGAAGUUGAUAGAAGCUAGAUGAAGUGGGCAGAACAAUUAAAUAGGAAUCACUGCAGCAUGGAUUUGGACGGAAUUUGAGGUCUGCACCAUACCAAAUAUUUUGGCUUCGCCAGGAAAUGAAUUAGAAAAAGAUGAGAUAAAAUGAAAAACUCUUGGCUAUCAAGUUGAAAACUCAAUUUCAAAUUCAAAACUUUACUUAGAUUUGGCCACAAUUUGAGGCGUCCAGCAUAUAAAAAUAACUCAGCAAACGCAAAGAAGCCUCAACGCGCCUUCCGCAAAAGGCGCACUCGCAGUUUCAAAAAAACGAUGAGUAGAAAUCAAUAAAAGACAAUCUAUCUUCUUCAUCUUCACUGAUCUGUUCCCUACUUCACAGAGGCUGUAUGAGGCUGAGAGCGAAAGAGUGGAAAAUCCGAGAAACUAAAAGUGAGAUAAUUGUUUUUUUGUUAGUUGGGAAAAUAAAGCAGCUAACUUUUGCAAAGAAAGUCGAAAUGAGUGCACUUGUUUGAGUGUAUUUCAAAAUCGAUUUUUGACUGAGAAGAUAUAUGUGUGUCAUUUUUACCAAGAAAAAGGACCUACUCACCUGAUGAAAAACAAAGAACAGGAAGUGCAAAACACAUUCGGGAUGGCUUUGAUAUCAAAAAAUAGACUCGGCCUGUGUAGUGAAUGCCGCCAAAGGCAGGUAGGAUAGAAAAUAGUGAAUAAACAGAGAAAACAAAUAGCAUGUCCUGACAGUGACACAAUCCGAAUGACCACUUUUGUGGCCUCAUGAUAUGCCGCUCGUGUGACGUAAAAUCUCGACGCCGUCCGCGUCGUUGAGGCUGGAGAUUAGACCGAUCGUUGGGUAGAGCAGUACGUAGCCUGCACACUACAAUCCUUGGCAAAAUGAUUGUAAGGACACAAUCAGUGCAGCAGGGAGUGUAAGUUGACCGCUUGCCGGCGUCAGUGUGAGGAACACUCGAGCUCUCCGUUUCCUCAUCAGUACAACCGAAGUACCAAAGCAGAAAGUUAGAGUGGUCUUUCUUGGACGAGCGGGUGCCGAAUGUAAACGAGGGCGUCGCGUUCUUCAGCACUUACUGUGGUGCUCGUGCUCAAUUUCAAGAACAGAUAAUCUGUUAGGAGACAGAACGAGGGACUCCAGAAGCGACUUCUACAACAACACUCUCUACUAGAACGCAAGAAAAGUGAAGAGGCUUCGCAUCCAGUUGUACGACUAGAAGAACAUCUGAAGAAAUUUUAAUACCUCAAUUAGACUAGAAGAUACGUCUUCUCUUGAACCUCUAGCAGCAAGACCAAGAGUUGCAAGAUGGGGAAGCAAGACGCUGGUGGUGGCAAUGGCGUGGCGAAUAAGGAGAACAGGGAUCCGGGUGUGGCGCAGGUUGGAGGAAGCAAAGCCAAUACCGGUUUCGAGUUGCUAUUCGGGGAGAUCUUUGUGGAAAUAAGUAGUGGAGAUUUGGGCUUGCAGGUGAAAGAUUAAGGCUCUCAAAAUAGAUGAUUCAUUUACAUUUUUAUCACGCGAUUAAUAUUUGGUUCUUCUUCAUUGAUUAUAGGUCUGCUUUAGCAGGUUUAGGCUAGCGCUCAAGGCCGAUAGAACUUAAAGAUAUGCUCGUGCAUAUAUUUUUUGAGCUUUGCUCCUUUUCUACGCAUUAGGUAAGGCGUUCCUGUCUCGUUCUACUUGAUAGAUUAUAGGAUAAUAGGUUUCUUCUUGUACUUACUUCUCUGAAGGCCUACAACAUGAUUACUGGUUCUUCUUCAUUAAGGUCCGCGAUUGGUUCCUCUUUAUUACGGUCAGACUCCUGUCUCUCAAGUAGAAUUUGAUAAAGGGAUUUAACCUCUGCUAAAUAUGGGACCUACGACGUGGGAAGUGAUUUCAUCAGAGACCACACCUCUAAGACGAUGGGCCAUUGUUGCGGUGUCACACACCAGCGUUGGCGAGAAUCCCUGGAUUUCUAUCACAACUACGGUCGAAGUUGAAGCCACUGCCUUUGCAUAUCGAGAAAGCACCAAGAAAUACCUUAACAUGGCUCAGAAAAAAAGGCCUAAGGAGGAUAGCAGGUACUUACUCCAACAUACAAUAAAUUUGGUGUCUAAUAAUUGUACCACGUCAAGGUAUUGUUGAAAGAAUCUGUGUGAUUAGAAACACGCUGCUAUUUUUCGUUGUAACCUGGUAUACAUUGUUGAGUACCUCAGCAAUUCAAGAAAACAACAGAGCAAAUCCAAUUUGCGAGUUUUGCGGAAGAUAGGUAUACAAGGGGAACAGACGUAGUGGAACGAGGUGGCUGGACGACCUGCGACCCCUUGAGUGGCACAAGAGGCGGUUUUCAGAGAAAGGACAACUUACGACUGGCAGAACGAUAUGAGAUAAGUGAAGACAUCGAAAGGACAGUCGAAUUGUUGCGAUUCGUGUACUAUUUAGUAGUUGUACUCUGUAGAUACUAGAGUGUUUUAGCGUGUUCUGAUUUAAAGAAAGACGAUUUUAGACCUGGACAUCGCUCUUGUUCGUUGCAAAGUCAAAGACUCAAGAACCGCAGGAAAUGUAUCAUCCCGCCGAUGGCUUCGUAUAGUCGUUUGGGAUGUAGUAUGAUGAUCUACCACAUCGAUCGUCAUACAAAAAUGACAUAGGUACCUCGACCAGAUCGAGUUCAUGUCCAUGAAGCCAGACACGGACGAGGGGAAGAAGAAGUUACUAGGGCAGAUGGUGGACAUGCUUUUCCUAGCAAAUCGUUUUGCAGUGGAUCAACUUUUUGCGCGACUAAUGCGCUGGUUCCCUACGCAUUGUCGCACAACAUGCGGAGACGGGGCAUUCUGCGACGCCUACUACAAAAUUCAAUACUACUGGCAGUAUUCGGUGGAGGUAAUUAAGUUUAUAGAAACUUGCAUCACUAUGACGCCGCGCGGCAGUCUGCACUGAAAACUGUGCGAGACUUAUUGUAUUGUAGUGUAUUGUAUAACCGGCAGCGUUUGUUCAAUCUUCAUAAUUCCACUCUCUCGCAGCUCUGUCCGUGAUCCAUCUGAUGAAUGCUCAGAAACGAGCAGUCUUCUUUUUCCUACCAUAUCACGAUACUCUAUUGGAAGCCUAAACCCAGUAUUACCAUCUUACGAUACUCUAUCGGAAUCCUAAGCCCCCUUAUUUUUUCCAUGUUCCGAUACUCAAUUAACCCUUACGAUACUCUAUCGCGGGUUUCGGCUUAUAUGCUAUGCGUUCUUCCAAUAUUGUAAAAGUUUUCUAGGAACCGUUAUUCCGGAAUCUGAUGAAAACGACGCUAGUGGGUAUGGGAUGCGUGAGAACGAAUUUUCAGCUUCUAUCUUGGGACGAGAGGUGGACAGGCUUGCCAAUGGGCUUUUUGCAGUUGCUCCUGGAUCAUGAUGACUUGGUGUUGCUAGUAAUUGUGAUUUGAUGUUGUCACAUGUCUAUUGAUGACUUGGCAUUGCUAGAAGUAAUUGUGAUUUGAUUUAAGGGUACAAGAAAUCCAUCUUCACUGUCAUCUUGGUCCCGUUUUUAAAGGGAAAAGGAGACCCAAGAUGCUGCUGAAGAUGGAUCUCCAUUAGUUCUAGUUGAUGUUGUCACCUGUCUAAUGCUAUGAUAUAUUGAGGCUUGAUGUUGAUGUUCUACGUGUCCAAGGCAUGUUGGCAUCUCUUGAAUUUUCUGCUUUCUCCAGAUAAAUCUCUCAAUGCCAACAUAUAGACUAUCGAGUCAAUCCUUCUUCAUGAAAAUACUCACCAAAGCCCUUGACAAAUAGGCCAUCACAUCCGAAGCGGAAAUUUUAGUGUUGAUAGAACGAUGGAACGCGAAUCGUGAUAAAGAAGCUGAGGAGGUCUACGACAUCUGCUGUUGUUAUAGGCAGUCUGCUGAUAAUAUUGAGUUAGGGUGAGGCCGAUGCUUGUUGAUUUUCGUCAAUCUUGCAGUAAAUUAUAGGCGUUGUAAAAAGACUACUAAAUCUAGUAGUCUUUUUAUGUCUGCUAUCCGAUCCCCAUCCUCUCGUAUCAUAUGUAUCCUAUUCUCUUUUCUCCUAUCCUACCAACCUGUAUCUUAGUUCACGUCACUUCUGCUCUAAUCAUCGCCCUGGUUUUCUUUUUGUCGAACUUGGGUUUACUUGAGACGCAGACGGGCAAGAAGGACGAGGAGGGGGAGAAAAAGAAGAAGAAAAAGGAGGAAAACGUCAAUCGCGAAGACGCAAUAAAAGCCGGACAAAUCGCGAAACUCUUCCAGGUUUUACCCAGAAGAAAUCAGAAGCCAUUACGUGGAAGGUUUGAGAAGGAGAAGAGGAAGAGGAGUAUUUCAUAUUUUUGACGUUUUGUGGUUGUGACUGUGAGUACUUUAUUCUAGUAAAGAAGAUGAUUGAUCAUGAAGUUCUUCUGUUCACAUCCCAUUAUAGGAGAUAACCUACAGGCAAAGAAAAGUGGACUCGAGUUUGAGACUUCUCCUCUCUCGAUAGCGAUAACUACUUUGAGAAGAUUGCAUCGCUCCACUCCCCCAUUAGGAGAAGCCGCAAUAGCUGCAGCUAAAGCAGAAGAAGGUGGCAGUCCAUCAGCCGCUAGUCCCUCGGCUGCUAGUCCUGGAACAGCAGCUAGUCCUGAGGCCUCCAUAGCAGGUGGCGCCGACGCAGCAGACGACCUAGCAGCAGCACUAGCCAGUGUGGAGCAGACGAACCAGGCAGUCGAUGUAGAAGUGGACGAUGAGGAUCUUGGUAGUUCUUUAGAAUCACGUUCGUUCUCAGAUUGCUUUCCAGUAACUUGAUAGGUGACGAUAGUCACAGAUCUCCGUUCAUGGAGUCGCAUGAUUCAUUGACAUGAGCAUUGUUGAACUUCAAGCAGGGUCCACUAGAAAGCAUACUUUUCUCUCUGUUGGUGUUCCUUCUACUGAGUAAUCUCAUGGAGUAUAAGUGAUUGUCGGUUUGCACGGGGGAAAUUUGGUACGGACGAUUCCGAAAAAGAACAAGGAAAUCAGAACCAUUCGGUCUACUAUCUGAUAGGUGUUGAACUUCAAACAGGGCCCACUAGAAAGCUAUGCUUUCUAGUUUUAGGACCCUGUUGACAUUAGUGCCAGCUUUGAACUCUUCCGGUGGUUUACGUCUGAAGUUAGUGUGGGAGUGUUUCAUUUUCCUUUAGGCUGAGUGGAUUUCGUUUUCGUAGAAGAGGCAUCCUGGUUUAAUGAUAGCAGACGCUAAAUAAUUCACCCCACUACAUUUAAUUCUUCACUCUCAACAGACGCCUUCGUGGUGAUCCGCAAGGACAGCGAUAUUGGCAAAUUCGUAGCAGGAGGCCGGGGACUGGGUUUCACGGUGCAAGCAGGCGAAACCAUGACGCAGAUAGUAUCUAUCCGGGAUCCUGGUCAGUACCGUAUCCGAGUUGCGAUGUCCCAAAAGCUAGCGAAUUUGUGGAUUCCCGCGCAUACGUGCUUCGUUGGCUUGGUUUACAUUAUGGUCAUCAGCAUUCAGUUCAUUCAUCUCUUCCAGGGUCUUGGUACUUUCCAGUAGGUACCCUUUAUUUCCCUCGGAAGUAGCAUAUGUAGAGGUACCAAGAUGAAAGGGUCUUCUAGACGGAUCCAACAGCCACGCUCUAACUACAACGAUGCCUGCUUUUGCGGAUACCAAGUGCAGGCCAGCGACUUCUUAGGCAUUUACGAGUUGCGGUGUAUGACGAGCGUGAGUGCGAAGCCAGAGAAACCAGUUUUUUUGACGGGUAGCGGGACAAAAGUAGAUUUCGACUUGGAUCUGUGCGUCGAUAUGAAACUUGUCAACGGCAUUGUCGGGUGCAAGUUCCAAGUGAUGGCAAACAGCAUUUCGCUAACGAUGGAUGAAAUACAGGUAUACUAUAAUGAGAAUAGCAAGCGAACACCUUUACCUCAUGAUUGAAGAGGAGCGAAAAGCUUUUACUUGCUCGGUGUAGUUGUAGUACAGAAAUUUACUUCAUCGUAGAGAAGGAAGAGAUGCCUAUUGUGUUUUUUUUCUAAAAUCAAAGCAGGAGGAUCAGGACGUGCCUCAUCUUCCAGUACUGCUUUGGUCGUUUCAACGACAACCGCCUCACCUACUGUGUUCGCCAGAGGCGAAGUACAACAUCUUGAUACAGCUACCAGCAUUCAAUAUGGACCUGCUUAUGAUUCACGGAGAUCCUCGUCCUCCUCUACUUAUACACAAAUACCGCAUGGUGCACAUAGCAGUGGUAUCUCUAGCGAGUGGAGCCUCAUUCUCUCGGAUGUAUGGUUGCAGGAGGGGCCCUGUGUCCCCUACUGGGAAACAGAGUGCCCGGCAUUGGAUGUGAAGAGCUUGUUCCAUCAGACUGAGGUACCAUUUGGUCUAGAACUCAAUCUUAAUGAACAUAUUUCAUCGAUCAAAGAUAGAAUCUUGAAACAUUUGGAGACAUCACCCACUCAAUAACAACAAAGUCAGGUUUUUCUCGAUCACGACGUUAGUUGCGAAUAUCUCUUUUUCGGGGACUGGUAUGUCACGGCUUUCCCCAUGCAGCGCAAGUGCGCUGACCCUCGCAUCGACCUCUGUCUCUUUUCGACUGCGCAUCGUGCGGUUACACUGUUUGGGAGUGGCGGCUUGACGUCCUCGUUCCAAAAUUUGGAACGACAUGAUCAUGCUUCAUCUAUUAUGCUGCCUACACUUGGCGGAGGUCCAACUUCAUCAAGUCCAUCCUGGCAAACGUUGGUGCAGGGCCCACCAAGAAGACGGAUCUUGACGAUUGAGGAAUAUCGGCAGCAAGUCUGCGCACUAGACCGGUACCGACCAGCGUUGACGCCAGUUAGCUAUUACAAGUAUCCCUGGCUAAAACAAUGGCUGACGGUCCGAGCAAGGUACUGCGAGGCAAUGCUUGACGAGGGACUUUUGGGACAACGCGAAACAUGUGGUACUAUUCGUAUUUUGUCUAGAGAUUGAUGUGCUACUCCUGUUUGAUGAAACUAAAAGUAUUAGUUGCUGAUGUUGAAAAACAAGAACUUCUACGUUUGUGAUCCGAUUAUGGGUACCGUCAACCCAUCUUUUACACCAUCUUUCAGCCAAUUCCUUCUUGGAAUAGGCUAAAAGAUGUUCUAAAAGAUGGGUUGCCGGUCCCUCUAAUCCGAACUCCUCCUCUUGAUACAUAAUAGGUCGCGAGCCUCCUGCUCUGCUGGAACUCGCUGCUCCCGCCUCGUACCGAGAGGUGUGGCCUCCACAGGUAAGAGGGAUGCAAUUUUAUCUUGGCCAAUCGUUCUGGCGCGAUGGAUCUGAGUGGGAAAAAGGCCGUUCCGAAGCCUUUCCUCACCCCUUCUUGCAGCGUUGUGGCUAUGCUGUGCCUGAUAGCAUCGAGCCUGAGUUUGCACCGAGCGAUGAUCCUUCCUCUGUGUCAUCUACGACGACGGCUGAUAGUGGACGGACGUCUGCAGGAGAAGCAGCCUCCUCCGCAGAGCCAAAGGAGAAGAUUCCAGUUCGUUUUCGCUUAAGGAUGGCGAAAGGGCAGACGUAUCGAGGUCGGAUCUACGGGCAAAAGCAUUUGCAGUGUAGUAGAGUGGAACCAUUUUUCGCUUGCAAU